UUUGAUACAAUUUCCCUUAUUGGAUCUUAGGGCUUUUCUAGGCAAAUAGAGAUUUCGGAUCAUGGGCCCUUACCAUGUCUGUCUGCGAUGGGCCUUCAGAGCGCGUGGACCCAUCUUUACAAAGACCAAACAGUACCCAUCCGUCAGGCCCAUUAAGAUAGGCCCAUCAGACUAAAUUUUACUAUCUUCAGUUGCCCCCUUCACCCCAAUGGUCCGUCUGCUUUUAGGUCAAAGGACCAAUGGGGUGACGAUUCUAAUGUAUGGGCGUGACGGGUAUUUUGAUGACGGAGUGGGAUUCGCGAAACAGAAGGUUGAAAAUGUUUGACGGAUCCAACCGUCAGAUAGGACGACGGUUUCAUAUGGAUUUAACCGUCAGACAUGAUGACGGGUAUCUUGCAAUUUCAGACGGUUUAAUCGAGUCAACGGUUACAAACUGUUGAUGCGAGCAGACAGGUUGUCAGCAUUUAUUAGCAUGCCACGUGUCAAUCUCUGAAUGGCCGUUGUAUAGGAUCGAAGCGUCGCUUCGUCUUCCGUGCAUCUCCUAUAUAUAUGAGGCGUCUCAAUCUCUCAUUUUCGCAUUUCCAAACAGAAAACGUCUGUCAGAGAGAACCGUCAACCUUGUCAGAGCAAUCCGUCGAGUACUGGUAACCACCAAUUACCACAACCGUCACCCGUUCUACGCCAGGUGUGGUAGACAGCGUCCGCAGAUUAGCCUCGAGGAAUUUAGUUUCCUUGAAGAGAUUUGCAGAAAAACUAGGCCAGAGGAAAGGACCUGGGCUAAGUUAGUGAAUCCAAAGACAAUACACUGGUAUUGUGACGGUCCAGAACCUACCCGUGAGGCCAUUGCAUACGACGAAAGAAUACACAAACAAAUGGACGACGCCAAGAGAAGGGCAAUGAUAAAAUCUCUAGCCGUCGAGCAAAAGAAGACGGGUGAGAUCGUUGUUCCCAGUGUGCCGGGGUCAUCGGGUAAGAGGAAGCAGCCACCAAAGUCCGACCGUCCACUCAAGCAGCCAAAGGUGUCAAUGGAGCCCGUGGUGGGCUUGAUGGCUGAGGGCCCUAAGGCCGUCACCCAAGUUAAACAAGGGGCCGGUAAGGGCCUAAUGCAUGCUCCACCCGUCAGCGGGGAGAAGCCCCCUCCCCUUCUCCGUGAGGACUCGAAGUUCGCUUUGGAGAAGCUUACGUCCAUACUUUCUGCAGAGGAUUAUGAGGAUCUUGGGAAUCAUUCGACGGAGGUGAUGGGGGAGACGGGGUUAUUUGCCGUCGGACAGUCCUUGGUUAUGAUGAAGGGCUUGAUGGACCGCUGCCUCAACCGUGAAGCGGCUCUGGAACGGGUACGGUCAAAGCUUGGGCAGACGGAAGAGGAGCUUAGCCAGCUGCACAAGUGGAAGGCCACGAUGGAGCAGAAGUUCGAACUCUCUGAGAAGACGAGAGAAGAACUUGAACAGAGGACGGAGGAGGCUGGGAAGGCCUUGAAGGUUAAAGCAGACGAGGUGAAGGAUCUGAAGAAAAAACUCCGUCAUGCAAGGGAUGACGCCGUCAGCGAAUAUCGCAACUCCGAGUCUUUGCUGAAGGAGCUGGCAGGAUCGUUCCUUCAAGGCUUCGACGAUUCGCUCCGUCAGGUGAAGAAGGCCUACCCAGAUCUGGACUUGUCCAUGAUAACACUAACUGAUCAAGGUCAGACGUCUGCUCUACCCGUCGCCUCCGAAAAUACGGAGGAUCUCUUUGGAGAAGAGGCAGCUCAGGGUGACGGAGAGUCCGCUAUGCCGAAUGAGGUCGCUGUUGUCGACCCCAAUAAAGCAGAGUAACCCAUAUAAUUGUUGAUGAGGAUCCGUCUCCCUUUUUAUGUAUUGUUAAUAAUUUGUAGACGGUUUGGUUGAAGUUUCAUUUGUACUGAACAAUGCUUUUCAUUCAUUGUCUUUUCGUGAUCUGUAUCCGUUAAGGAUUUUCUCCGUCUACUUUUAUUUUGAAUUUUAAUUUGCACAAGCUCGUCUGUUGAUCCGUCCACUUAUAAGCUAAACUAUUGAAGCUGACUUAUAUCGUCAUGUUGUCCGUCCACCUUGUGGGCGUUUUAGAGCCGUCUGCUUUAUGUAUGUACGUAAUUUAUUCACCG
This is a messenger RNA of Quercus lobata, 2113 nucleotides long. RefSeq lists its product as uncharacterized. The transcript has 4 exons. The record is from RefSeq and is a predicted model, not a curated record. NCBI's taxonomy places the organism in Eukaryota, Viridiplantae, Streptophyta, Magnoliopsida, Fagales, Fagaceae. The coding region runs from base 873 to 1808 and encodes 311 amino acids.